Molecule: messenger RNA, 2268 nt
Organism: Caenorhabditis sp. 36 PRJEB53466
Lineage: Eukaryota; Metazoa; Nematoda; Chromadorea; Rhabditida; Rhabditidae
Source: the annotation of a GenBank genome assembly
AUGUGCUCGCAGAGCACAUCCGACGUCCGCUUCAUAACUUUUGUGAAUACGACCUAUUUGAAAGAGCAAAAUUUGGAGACUGUGUUCGACGCGCUGCUCAAGAUUGAAUUCGGAGUACUUGUAAUUAGGUGAGUUACCGGUUUUCGCUUUGAAAAAAAUCUUUUUUGUAUGCAGUUUUUAGUUGAAUUGCAAAUUGCUAUUGCUAUUACUGUACGGUAUUUGAGCGGCAAAGUCUUACUUUUUCGAAAAAACAAAGAACCGUACAUUUUCCAGCUGGAUCGAGUUCCUCUACCUCUUCUACCUGUUCGUGUUCAUUCGUGCGAUGCACUUCAACCUCACGUUUCUGUUCAUGAACUACGGCGGCCAAUAUUUCUGUUCAAUGCUCUCGCGGUGUCUGAUCGUCUAUCAACAACUCGGCAACGACCCGAAUAGUACGUUUUGUACUUUUCCCAUACACGGUCUCCAGAGCUGACAAUGGGCGCAAGUGCGCCUCGCCCAAUAGAGCGAUACGAAAUUCAAAUUUUAACAGCAAAAUUUGUGUUUUUUGCCAAAUUAGCCACAAAAAAUCGAUAAUUUCUGAUUUGUCUCUCGAUAGACCGAUUGUAUAGGCCAUUACGAAUUUUUUAAGCGCAAGAGCGUUAAAUUUGGUCAAGUCACAAAUCACAUUCAUCCAUUUGAAGGUUUUUGGCUAAAACUGCGUGAAUUUCAGUUGCUUCCCGGUAAUUUUCGCGGUUCGAGCGCUCAAAAUGCUUGUAUUUACGUGAUUUAUCAUUCUCAAAACUAAUUCUGUCUGAAAACGGUCAAGAAAGCGCAAAAUGAGAAGUGCGGUUUUUAGGCGGCGAUCGGCGGCGAAGGCGAAAAAGCAAAGUCCGCGAAAAAUGCGCCAAAACGUCAUUAAUUCUGUGAGAAUUAGUGUGUUUUCAUGUCGAACAAUCAUUUUCCAUCGCCGUUGACCACAAAAAUCAGAGAAAACCUGCUCAAUUCAUGAAAACUCCAUUUGGCCGAGGCCACGCCCAUAUUGUCAGCUCCGGAGACCGUGUCAUAGAAAAAACUACAUCUUUUAGACGAUUUGAAGACUCCGAUUGUGUUCGCCAACUACAUUCGCACCAUCGGAUUGUUCAUCGCCAUGUACAUUUUGCCCAUUUUUAUGGUCGAGCGGUCGGAAACCUUUAAUGGAAAAUUCUCAACGUUUUCAACGUUUCACGUUCAGAUGUUUCGCCACGUUUUUCGUGAAAAACUACGAGAAAUCGCGUAAAAUCUGGGUGUCUCUGAUGAUUUUAUCGAUUUUCCAUCCGCUCGUCUUCGCGUCCGCUCUUGCCUAUAUUCAAUGUAAGCUGACACCGCGCACGAAAAAAAUUUAGGUUACAGCGUUUUUUUCUAGGCUGGCUGCCAGUCGCCUUCCACGUCAUUUCGUUCUUCAUCGUCAACAUCAUCGGCUACAUUGGCAUCGAAAUUUGUUUCUCCUACAAUACUCGCAGAUACAAGUACGCGCCGCGGCGGUCCCAAGCGAUUCACCGAACGAAACUGACUUCAGAAAGUUCUACAGCGACACCAAAGUGUUCUCGGCGGACAGUUACGGGCUGAGCGAGCGGUUCCAGUUGGCGGAGAACAUCAAAAUGUGCAAAGUUUUGAAAAAAGUGCAGCUCUCGAUUCUGUUCUUCAACAUUGGCAGUUGCUCGAUCCUGCUCAUGGACCACUUCCGCGUCGACCUGCUGGUUCUUUAUUGGUCCUAUAUGGCUUUCAACCUGUUCGCCCUCGCCUACGGCUUCACCGUCCCCAUCAUUUUGUACUCGGAACUGCCCGAAUGGCAGAAGGAGACGAGACGAUUGGUAAACUCCAGAGCUUACAAUAGACGCAAGUGCGCUCCACCGCACUAACCGAAAAUUGUGCGAAUUUCAGUUGUUUUUCACUAAAUUUUUUUUUCUUUUUUGUUGUUCGAGCGCUUAAAAUAAUUGUAUUUACGUGAUUGAUGAUCAAAGUACGAUUUUUCAUCGCUUUUGAGAACAAAAAUAGGUGCUCACUUCUCACUUCGUGCUCACUUCGUAAAAACGCAAUUUCGCGGUGGCCACGCCCAUAUUGUAAGCUCUGGAGACCGUGUGAUGUGGUAACUUCAACUUUAAAAGCAAAAGAGUUCAGAUUAGUUCGUGUUUCCAUCGAAAAUCGAUCGAGCCGACGCCGAAAUCAACGUUCGGCGAGCAAAUGAUCUACAGAGAUCACGACCAAAAGACGGACAUUUAUUUUAGUGAAUUCAACAAGUUCACGAGUUAA